UAUAUAUUCUUACAACACUUAUUAUUCUAAUAAUCAUAUACUAUCCAUAUAUUACCCAAUUAAUACUUAUAUUAUUAUAUUCUCUAACGUUCAUAACUUUCGAACCACUAUUUUACUUAUAUUAAUUAUUAAGACCAUAUAAAAUGUUAUAUUCUUUAAGGUUACAAUUGUUCGAAAUCAUAAUGAUAAUAGUUGAUCACUAAAUUUACAUUGAGUAUCGAAUUAUUCAAUUAAAUUAAUUAUAUACCUUAUAGUCGACACCUAAAUUUAAUAUUGUAAAGGAAUUGCAUCAAUAAUCGUUCAUUUUAUUAUAGAAAUUCUUUAAAUUAACCCCGAUAACCAAGCAUGCUAGCACGACGGCGCACGUUAUGCUCGGCAUGUCAUGCGCACACUAUGCUGUCACUAUGUCACAUUUUAUUGAUAAAGCAGACAAUGCUAGCACGAUGUUGGCACAAAAAGUAUUACAGUCAAAAAGUGAGGUUAGUUUAUUUAAUUGGCGUUCUGCGAACAUAAUGCAAGCAUUACGAGCUGUCGUGCAGAGCAAACAGUUCAAGAUUCAAUGCGUCUUAUCAAAUAUUUGAAAUGAAUAAAAAAAAUUAUCGUCUUGUAGGUACUCUUAGUUCAAAAGAGAGUAUGCAAAAUUUAAUUACUGAUUUAAAAAAUGCGAAAAGUUUAUUGCCAUCUCAGACUACAUCUGAAAAUUCCCAAUCUCUAAUUCAGUCAACAUCUCAUAUAAAAAAAAAACCUUUAACUGAAAUAAAUAAAACGAUUAAUUAUGCAAAUACACAUGUUACUUUUAAUACAUCAAUACCAUCGAUUAAAACUUCAAAAAACCAAUCACCAGAGAUCUAUGUAACAUCAACACCUCACAAGAAACGUACGACAAACAAAAAUACUUUCCAGUUACAAGAAUCAUACAACUCAGAAAAUCAAAUUUCCGUCCCGAAGAAUACUUUUCAAAUAAAAUCUUUAAGGAUAAAUAAUUCACAAAUCUGUGAUUCUUUGAAUAAAAGCAUCGCUGAACAAACGCAUAUUGUACAUGUUGUUCAAGAUUUAUUUAAAAAACUAAACGAACGUUUGGAUAUAAUAGAAAAAAAAGAAAGGUAUAAUUUUAUUAAAAAUUAUUCUCUCAAGUAUGUCUUAAAAAUUAUUUUUGAUACUACAUUUUCUUAUUUUUAUAUUGGCAGUGAAAACCAUGCGAUGCUGUUGCGACUAACAAAAAUAAAAAAUCGAAGAGUUAAAUCGAUUCCAAAAUGUCUUCCUUUUAAAUCAAUACAAAAUUUAAUACUAUUUGACAACGCAAGUGAUGAUAUAUAUAACGAAGUUGUGGAUUCAAUCCUAUAUUGUGCUGCAAUAUAUUUUAAAUGUGCUUUUGAAAAAGUUGAAAAGACUACAUUGGAAGUGACUUGGCAUGGUACAAAAGAUUUGAAAGCUUUAAAAACUACUCGCUUUGCACAUGCUUGUGAAGACGCCAUUAGUAAUAAUUUAAACUUUCCUAAACCACGACGUGAUGAAUUUGAGGAUGCAAUGAUAAAAGCUUUAAAAAGUACAAAGGAGCGUUUCCGCCGUCAACAAAAACGACCAAGUUUAGAAAAUGAUGAAUACGAAGAACCUUUUUUAAGAAGAGCAAGAAUCCCAAACAAGAGACAAACAGGAAAUACAAGAAAUACUAUUAAUUUCGAUGAUGCUCGACAGCAAAUAGAUGCUCAAGAUAAUACGAAUCUGUCAAAUAUAAGUGAACAGUCGGAUAUAACUGAACAGUCGGACGUAACUAAACAGUCGGAUAUAACUGAACAGUCGGAUGUAAUUGAACAGUCACUGGAUUACAAUCCAACAAUUUAUAACGAUGAAGAAUUUCAAUUAUAUUAAAUACUUUAUAUUAUCUUUAUUUUGAUAAAACUUAUACAUAUUCUUACGUUUGUAACCUGUAAUCUAAUAUUUUAUCUAUAUUAGGCACAAUACUCCAAAAUAUUAGAUUACAGGUUACAAAACGUAAGAAUAUGUAUAAGUUUUAUCAAAAUAAAGAUAAUAAAUAAAGAUAAUGUUCACUUAUAUUUGACAGAUUCGUUUGCAAUACACACAUACAUUAAUAUUUAUAAAGUUUAUCUACAUUAUUAAA
Molecule: messenger RNA, 2119 nt
Organism: Monomorium pharaonis (pharaoh ant)
Lineage: Eukaryota; Metazoa; Arthropoda; Insecta; Hymenoptera; Formicidae
Exons: 6
Coding region: 583-1869 (428 amino acids)
Source: RefSeq, a predicted model, not a curated record